Messenger RNA from Paramacrobiotus metropolitanus, 765 nucleotides. RefSeq lists its product as uncharacterized. Bases 112 to 765 code for a protein of 217 amino acids. The record is from RefSeq and is a predicted model, not a curated record. NCBI's taxonomy places the organism in Eukaryota, Metazoa, Tardigrada, Eutardigrada, Parachela, Macrobiotidae. The transcript is spliced from 6 exons.
CGCAGUGAACAGGUUUUCUGUUACGCUGCUGUUUCGGGUGCUUGUGCGGUAUUAGGUUCCCGUUCUUCCAUUUCUGCGCCUUCAGGUAUUUGAGAUCUUGGACCAGUCAUCAUGGACGGUGUUGUCAGACAGGACAAUAUACGGAAAAUUACCCGUACUGGAAGGGAAUGGAGAGAAAGGGGCAGACAUCAGGCGGCAGGAGCAGGUGAUGUGGCUCAGUCCUCCCCCGAUCAACUCUGCGUUCUUCAAACCGAUAUGCCGGAGCCCCUGAUGACUGAUCAGAUCAAGAAGUAUGAUGUCCGCGGACUUGCCUUCCAUAAGGAAUUGUUCGAAGGCGGCCGUCUUUACGAGUACAGCAUCUUGGUUUUCGGACAAUCAGAAAAGAUCCAACAGUUUGCUAAAGAUUUUGCGGACGUGGAUCGGUGGAUGAUCACCAUCUACAACAACGUUGUUGUAAAGCCAGAAGAUCGAGGCAAGUCAAUUGAGGUAGACGGGGACACCUUGUCCGUUCAAAUUCCCGCAGCCUUAUUCACGCUGGCUCAGGACACGUGCAAAGACUCUGUCAGUUACAAACAUCUCAAGACAGAUUUCUACAUGCCGCCGUCGAACGCUAUGUCCCGUCACGUACUGUACAAGAAAAACGGUUGGAGACAGCAAGCCCCCUCCACCGACCGCAGCCUCCCGCACGUGGCAGUUUGGGCAUGGACGGCGGUAGCCUACUGUCGCCGAGUGGAAGCGGUUUGGGUAAGCCCGGCUCGAUCAUGA